AUGGCCCCAGACGCGAAGCCCAAGAACAGGCCUCAGCAGUCCUGUCUGAAAUGCCGCGAACGCAAGAUUAAGUGCGAUCGCUCCAUCCCAUGCAGCGCCUGCACAAGCCGCGGCCUCGAAACCGAAUGCGUUUACCUCACCACCCCUGAAGACCGCGCGCACAUUAGCCAGGCGGAGAUCAUCGAGCGCCUGCGCAGAGAGGUUGCGCAGCUGCGCACCCAAUUAACCCAGACUCCUCCACGCGGCCCAAGCCCCAAACGCAACUCCAAUGCCGGUUCCCACAACUGGACCCCUUAUGCCCGCCCACAAGACUCGAAAUCCAAGUCUCCCGAUGUUCUAUAUGGAGCUUCGGGGGCGCCGUUUGGAUAUAAUGCGGCCGCGGUGCACGGCGCGGGUCCUGGCUCGGCGCCGGAGGGUCAGCUCCUGCGGAUCUGCCAGAGGGGAGCUGUGGCGAGCCCAGGGAGCACGGAGAGUGAUAGUGGGGUGGGGGUGGGGGUGGGGGGGAUGUCGCAGCCGGUAUAUCAGGCUGGGGCAGGGUUUACGAUGAGUAGUCCGAACCUGACGGGCGAUAUUCCCACGUCGCAUUGUCCACCCGGAGACAUGACAGCCCUUGCACCGGGCGAGAACCCGAAUCCGAUGCCAAUGCAGGGUGCGCAAGUAUAUACACAUCCUGCGCCACAGCCAUACCCAAUGAACGAAGGCGUCCCAGCGCCGUACAUGAAUAACGAAUACCCUACUCACGACCAACACUACCAUGAAAAGUACCAGAACAUGAUGAACGACUAUGAAGCACGAGCGUUUCAUUCGCAAUGGGGACAGCAGCAGUUUAUCGCGGCCCCGCCGUUAUCAGACUCAGCGUAUUAUUCUUCCUCGCCCCCGGCGCCAUUCAUAGGGGGUUACGCCCCAAAACACCAAGGCGCAGAUGUGCAGCCUCCUUCAGCGGCACCGCAGUUCGUCGACCAAAACACCCGCUCUUCAAUAUCAAGCAUGGCGCAGUCUGUCCCGAGCCCGUGGAAGGGGGAGGGAAAGCAAGAGCUUCUGGAAACCUUAUUCAGGACCAUUGGCAGCUGCAGUGAAGAGAAUGUGGCGCAGGUUGUCCAGGUGGUGAGGAACAGUGCGACACCCGAGGACGCUGUCUCGGGUAUAUGUCAGGUUCUAGGGAUUGGAGGAAGUGCGCGAUGA
Messenger RNA from Penicillium chermesinum, 1182 nucleotides. RefSeq lists its product as uncharacterized. NCBI's taxonomy places the organism in Eukaryota, Fungi, Ascomycota, Eurotiomycetes, Eurotiales, Aspergillaceae. Gene Ontology annotation, molecular function: DNA-binding transcription activator activity, RNA polymerase II-specific; RNA polymerase II cis-regulatory region sequence-specific DNA binding; zinc ion binding. The transcript has 4 exons. Gene Ontology annotation, biological process: regulation of transcription by RNA polymerase II. Gene Ontology annotation, cellular component: nucleus. The record is from RefSeq and is a predicted model, not a curated record. Bases 1 to 1182 code for a protein of 393 amino acids.